GUGAGAAUAGCUUGAGCUACCUCAUCCCUUUGUGUGUAUUUUACCUCAAUAAACUUAUUUCAACAACAACAUAGGCCAACCAUUCCAGUUACAGUUAAGAAAGCAUAACUAGGAGUUACUGUUUGCUUUACGAUAGUGUUGUGUGGUGAGGAAUGAUGGAGAAGCUCGCUCUACUGCCUCUCUGCCACAGAAGUCUGUUGUCUCUCUGUCACAGGAGUCUGCUGGGGCCUGCUGUGAUUCAUCAACAUUAUUGUAGUGGGCGUAAAGGCAGUGGAGACACACACACUGCUUCACCAGACAUUACAGAACCUGCCAUACCUCCUUAUGAAGAGAAAGUUGGGGAGCCCAUCCAUUUGAAGAAGGCUAGACUUCAGUAUCAGUCCAGAAAGCGUGGCAUGUUGGAAAAUGGCUUGAUACUUAGUACCUUUGCACAUAAAUUCCUUGAAACUAUGAAUGAGCAGCAGUUGUCUAUGUAUGACCGCUUGAUUAACCUUCCAUCAAAUGAUUGGGAGAUUUAUUAUUGGGCAACAGGCGUCCGGCAAACUCCACAAGAAUUUGACAAUGAAGUAAUGACAAUGUUGAAAGAUUUUGUUAAAAAUGAUGACAGAGAGAACAGAACGAUGCAGCCUGAUCUACACUGAAUUUUAUUUAUGUUUAGCUUACUGGAAUGUAACAAGGACAAGGAUAUUGUACUAUAUCCAAGACACGGCAAGAACACUUGUGUAGGCAAUAAUUAUUCUGCUAUUACAUCCCAUAUCUGCUUUCACAAAUGUAGAUUGCCAGUUUAAAUUAAAGAGUAAGAAGGUAUAAUAUAAUAACUGUAGUGUAUACACAUAUCUAUAGCAGAUUAGUUUUUGUAAAUACUGAACAGGACAGCACGUCUAAAAUAAAUACAUUAGUUAUGAUU
Molecule: messenger RNA, 907 nt
Organism: Procambarus clarkii (red swamp crayfish)
Lineage: Eukaryota; Metazoa; Arthropoda; Malacostraca; Decapoda; Cambaridae
Product: succinate dehydrogenase assembly factor 2, mitochondrial
Biological process (GO): tricarboxylic acid cycle; mitochondrial electron transport, succinate to ubiquinone; protein-FAD linkage
Cellular component (GO): mitochondrion
Source: RefSeq, a predicted model, not a curated record